CGUUGCUCCUCACAAGACGGGCAUUGUUCCCUUCCCAGAUACGCCAUUGGCGUUCGGGUCCAGUCCGGCUUUACGGAGGCAGCGUAAGGGCUCAACGACAGGAGGAGGCUCUGUGUUAACGGGCGAGCCAUUCUUCAUCGCGCCUUACGCCCUUUGCGUCGGCGGGAGGAACGUUACUCUCCGCCUUUUGCGCCGGCGGCGUAGCGUGCUUCAAGAUGGCGUCGCGCUCGUCGUCGUCGGCGACGGUGGCGGUGUCCGGGGCGCUGGCGGGGACCUCGGCGGCGUGGGAGGAGCUGCGGAGGGGGUUGCGGAAGCGGCGGGCGGCGAGCGGCAUCUGAAGAGAGAGGCGAGGCGUCGAGGCCUUCCUUUCCCAGCUCUCCUCCUCCCUCCCUGCCUGCCUUCCUUCCUUCCUUCGGGUGGGUGGGCCUGGCCCCCCGCUCCCCUCACGGCGGAGGAUGAUGAAGCUCAAGUCCAACCAGACGCGCACCUACGACGGCGACGGGUACAAGAAGCGGGCCGCUUGCCUCUGCUUCCGCAACGAGAGCGAGGAAGAGGUGUUGUUAGUGAGCAGUAGUCGUCAUCCAGAUAGAUGGAUCGUUCCAGGAGGUGGUAUGGAGCCUGAAGAAGAGCCUAGCGUGGCUGCUGUACGGGAAGUUUGCGAAGAGGCUGGAGUGAAAGGGACAUUAGGAAGAUUAGUAGGAAUUUUUGAGAAUCCAGACAGGAAACACAGAACAUAUGUUUACGUACUCAUUGUCACAGAAGUAUUAGAAGAUUGGGAGGACUCUGUGAAUAUUGGAAGAAAAAGGGAAUGGUUUAAGAUAGAUGAUGCCAUAAAAGUUCUGCAGUACCACAAACCUGUGCAGGCCUCAUAUUUUGAAACCUUGAGGCAAGGCUAUUUGGCUAACAACGGCACUCCUGUUGUGACCACAUCAUUCUCAAAAGAUAGUGAACUCUCUGACAUCAGAUGAUUGAAGAUAUCCAUAUAAGAGAAAUAGAUGUGGAAAAGUAGACUGAAACCUGGAUUUCCCUUCCUCUCUCUCUUCUUGCCACUUUCACAUGCAUCCUCUGUCAAACAAGACAUGUCCAGCAGCCUUUGGCAGAGCAAUGUUUGAGUGUUGCAUUCUAGUGCAAAGUGGGGUUUUCUUGCUUUUACUUGGAUAUGUAUUUUGUAACCCAAAUCUUGUGCAUGAAGUGUUCCUUCCCCGUUUAACAACAUUUUGAUAGCUUGAAGAGCAAGGCUGCUAGCUUCACUCUUCUGAAAUGUUCCUCUCUGUGUUGUUCCAGCCAUAGCCAGAUUUUUAUCUUUUCAGUUUGAGAAGGCUACAAACGUGAGAGCAGAUCUUUUAAGUCUUAGAUUUUGUACAGUAAGUUGCUGUUGAGAUCUGUGUGGUGGCCACUUUCUCAGCGCAUGUGUGUAAUCUUUUUUAGGUGGAGAAACCUAACACUUUGAUUUUGGAGGAUUUAUUUUAAAAUUUAAGCUGCUUCUUAUAAAGAAGAGCUUCAUAAUCUUUGCCUUGUUUUUUAAAGGUUUUUUGUGACAGUGCUAGUGGCUGGGCCAGUUUGACUCCUUGUACCCCACUCCUUGAUCCAAAUUUAGUACUGUGACACUUGGAGGAGGCCAAGCAACAAUCACCUUUCAAGACAUCCUGUUGCUUCAUUCUUUCUACAGUUUCGGCCAAUAUGCCAUCACCGAAAAUGGACAGAAGCACAAGGAAUUGGUUACCUUUCACCAAUGGCAUAUGGCCUCAGAAAAUAGUUGAAUUCCAAUCUCUCUAUAUAGGAAUCAGGGAUUCAAAAUGAGUUUAAAAACAGGUGAACUGGAGCAUCGAGCACCAAUGCUUUCUUCUGGUGUGGUAUUCAUUUCCUUCCUGCUGUAUACUGCUGAUAUCUCUUCUUGUCCACAUGCCUUACACCAUACUGAACUGGAUGUUUUAAUUUGUGCUAAAGUGUUGGGUGUACCUUUGAGUGUCACUGCACCAAGAGGCAGUCACACUGUGCUCCUGAAAAGAAGUCCCAGGGGAAGACAUCAGGUGUCCAAUCUCUUCUCUUUGUCUCUGGCAUUGAAGCACUUGUAAAUGUACUGCAAAGCAUGCUCAGAAUGAUAGAUGUUAUUGCUCAGUGGCAAAGGUACAAUUGGCUCCAAAACAGAAAUGCUGUUAUGGAGAACCCUGUCAUUUAGCGGGAUCGUUAACCUGAUGCAUUGGCACAUGUCACAUUUUUGUUUCUAUUGUAUGUUUCAUGCUGUCUUGAUUUGCCAACAGUAUUGUCUAGUUGGGAGACUGUGGAGAGGGCUAUGGGGAGGGGGUGGGUCUGGGGAAGAUUUGGGGAGGGGCAUUAGUUACUCCCUGGCUUUGGACAAGAUCUAGUUGCUAUAUUUGGUGACUACUUCUUUGUCAGUGUAUAGCCAAGAUGUGAAAUUAAAUCUGCAGUUCUCUUUCUAACUAAUCAUUUUCUCUUUCCAUUAAACAACUAUCUGCAUAAAAUGUUCUAAAAUAGUCAUGCAGCCUGAAGAAGUAAAUUUGUAUACUUUCUGUUUUGGAAAGAUGCUGUGAAAUUUGAGAUUCAAUUUUAUUUUUUGCAUGAUUCCCUACUUUUAGUGAGCGAGAUAGCCUCUAUAUUAUGGGAUUACUAAUGCCACAAAGAAAUGCUGAAGUUUUCUAAGAAGUGGCUUAAACUUGAACAUCUACAACCAAUCUGGAAGUUUGCUAGGCCACUUCACUGUCCUUUGUCUUAACAAUCAAAAAUUAAAAAUUAACUGCAAAGGGCUUGGUUAGUGUCUUGAAAUAUAUAACAUGAUUUUUUAAAAACUAAAGUGUGUGUGGCACUUUCAAAUAUAGCAAACUUUUGUCUUUAGCAAAGUGUUCGAGUGUGUCAUGAAUAGAGAAGGACAUGAAACAUUGUUUCAAAGAAAACUGAAACCCCUGGAAGGGUGACUGCAGUUUUAAUAUCUAUAACCUGAACAUUUUUUAAGACUCUAGAUGUUUUAUAGGGCUCUUAAACGGACUACUUAGGAUAGAAUAUUGUAAAUGAUUUGCUAAUGGCUUUUCUUUUUUGUUUGGGUUAGGAAAAAUAAAUUGUGCCAAGAAAGUAGUUUAAUGUGGGAUGAAUUGAUGCUAUUUAUGUAACUGCAUUGAGUGGCUGUUUGCCUUCUAAACUGGAAAAAGAUGAUGAAGUUCCUGGGAUACAAAGGCUGGAUUUUUCAAUAGUGUAAUUUAACCCAGUCCUUGCUUCUGUUUACUAAACCCCACUCUUUCUCCUGCUUCUGAUACACAAUAGAGUUCACAGCUUUCCCAAUAUCUCAGGGUAUACUGUAAUAAAUGAGUCAGUAAACUACUUAGUAAUAUAAAUGAAAAUGUCAACAUACCAACUCACUUUUUCAGAGCAUGUCUAAAUACACUGGAAUGUCUGGCAUGGCAGACCAUUCAGCUAACAUAAGUAAUGGGGUGUUUUCAGUUUAAAUAUAAUCUAUUGCUAAGUGGGUAGAUGAAUCUUCAGUUCAGAGUUCAUAAGUCUUAAAUAUUCAGUAAAUUUAGAUUCAGCUGGACUUUACCAUAAAAUGAAAAUUUUGAGGUCUCAACAUAAGAACUCCUUUAUAUUUAAGUACUGUAAUCAAGAACUGCUGGCAAAGGCAGUAAUAUGUGCUUGGUAGUCAAUUUUUUCAUAUAACAAACUUUAGAUUUAAAUCAAGGCAGGACAUCCAAAUCCUGAAGAGUACACAUGUGUCCUUAACCUCCUCUGUGCAUCCCAUAGAACAUGGGAACCCUAACUUUCAUAUUUAUAUGUACAUUUCUAGUCCUUGAUUGCAAAAUAGAGGUUGAAUAUUUGAUUGAAAAAAAUGUGCUGAACUUGAGCAGGUUAUGAUUCAGACCAGGCAUGGGCAAACGUUAGAUCUCCAGGUGUUUUGGACUUCAAUUCCCAGGAAUCCCAGCCAGUUUAUCGGCUGUUAGAAAUUGUGGGGAUUGAAGUUCAAAACACUGGAGGACCAAAGUUUUCCCAUGCCUGAUUUAGACAAAUGCUGGUAUAGCAUAAGCAGUGUUGCAGGUUUGUUAGUAUAUACUUACAAUAAUAUGUAAGAAAUUCAGAGUUGGUGCUAGCGCUUAUCCCUCCUUUAGAUGAAGUCUUUUGCUUAGAUGGGUGUUUGUAUUUUCAGCCCUACAUAAAUAAGGGUUAACAAUGCUGCCUAAAACUCUUUUUGUUGGUGAAUUUGCACAUAACUGCUUGGUCAUCUUAGUGAAACUUAAAACACACAGCUAUGGACUAUUGCAGUAAUUUGUCCCAAGCAGAGCAGGACUUCUUAAUUCAAGACUAAUUGGGACUAAUGAUUGGAUUUAGCCCCCUAUGAAUGACAGGAUGUAGCCUCUGCAAAAUUUCCAAUAUGGAGAGAAAUGAAUUUUAUUUGCUUGGAGGACAAAACCAGUAACAGAUUCUCUGCAGUUAUAUCUGUCACCUUCUUGUGUAAAAUGCAGCUGAGAUUUUUCUAAUCCCUUCUGUGUUUCAGUGUCAUAGAUUUAGAAAAUGUGUGAUGUAGAGUAAAUAGAAUGUGUUGGAGUAUUUAGGCAUAUAUUAAUCUUGGGUUUAACCUUGAAUUAACUCCUGUUGGAUCUUUGGAAAGGGGUAAUCAUCUUUGUGAAUUUAGACUGGAGAUGCCUUCAUGAUUUUAGAUGCAGUAUAGCUCUUACCUUCCCAAAAACAUAUUUGUUAUUAGACAUCUUCUUUUAAUCAUGUUCCAAUUUCACCUGCCUCCUCCUAUUACCGAUUUAUUCUGUUAAAAGCCAGCCAAUUAAAAAAGAGUGCCAUCCUGUCCUUGCUAGGAUUUCUUCCCUCUCUACACACCACUUCCUCAACAGCACAUGAUUCAGUUUCAUGCCUAUGGGCAUCAGCAACCUGUUGGAAUGGAAGGUGAAGAGGCUUCUUAUGUGCUGCAAAGCCACCUAUUGUUCCAGGUCAUAUUUCUCCGAUGCAUGCUAGAUGGGGGGAGAAUAUCUACCUCUCUUCAUUAUGUUGCUUAACCAACUCUAAAAUCAGUGCCAUAAAAAGAAUGAUCCUGGGUAAGUUAGAAUAGCAAUGGAAAUGGAAUAGGAGAAAAUUCAGUUUAACAUUUGAGGCAGAGAAGAAGAGGGAAGGAAUAAUAAUACUUACCUCAUAAUUAAGGUGGGCAAUAUGAGUCACCGGAAGCUUGUGCUGCUGAGUUUGGAAGCAGAAACUCAGCAACAUCACUGCUUGCGACUGAGGUGUCCUUUUAAUUAAGAGAAUUGGUAAGACUUUAUUCAGACUCCUGCUAGGUUGCUAUCUAAAUUUGAUUGAGCUCUUCUUGAGCAUAAGAAUAAUUUUGUACUAGUGAACAUUUUCAGAACAUGUGUGUGAUGGUUACUCUGAAUUUGCCUGUUCUCUUAUGUAAAAAAUUCUCUUGAAGGGAGAUAACAUUUGAUUGUGCGCUGGGGAGGUGGCAGGGAGGAUGUGGGAAAAGAGAUGGUAGUGUUGUGGUUCUGAUUUACACUGGAGAGGUGUAUAUGUAUACUUUAAUCUCUGUAAUAAAGAAAAUGUUUUCGAGUAAAGUUUGAUACCUCUCAUGGCAACAAAUUUUAUUAGAACCAUGAGUAUAUCUUUCUCCUCCAGUGUGAUAAUGUACUCUGUAUGAAUGUAGAAUGUCUCCUUACAGCAUGACUGAUGUUUUUUUUUUUUUUUUUGGUCUGGCAAGUAAUGUGAGGGGGUAUUGAUUAAAUCUUAAUGUAAUUCUCAGCCACUCACAAAAGCAAAUUGUCUCCCUGAUUACUAUGCUCGUAAACGUCAUUGGUACUAUUUAAAUUCUAUUACAAUAUAGUAUUUUUCCAUAAUAGAAUUCUGGAAGGAUUUCAUUGAGAUUUUCAUGUAAUGGUUUCCAUUGUUGGAUCUCCAGAUCUUUCUGGACUCCAAGAAUCCCUUAUUAUUGGCCAUGCUGCUAGAAGCUUCGAAACCAGAGAUCCAACAUCACCUAGGACCCCAAGUUUUCAAAUCACUACUUCACUGUCUUUGGCCACUUCUUCAUGUAGAAGCUGCCUACACACUGCUUUUGGAUUGUUAACUUGAUGAGUAGCAUUACGGCUCCGUUAUGGCAACUAUCAAUUUUGUUCCUGCUGAAAAGGAGAAGUAGAAUGGUUCACAUUAUCUCUAUACAUGUCUGAAUUUAAUGGACCCAGAAUGCUGCCAGAAUCCAUCUGUCUCAAGUUUUCUGCACCGUUUCAUAUUUCCUCAUGUGUGAGAUUAAGGGUGUGAUGAAUUUAAGGACAGCGUUGCCAAAUGUCACCAGUGUGCUCUUUCAUAUGAAAAGAGGUAGACUUUAGAAUCCACUCCACAAAACUCAUCUUUAUUGAGUAGUAAAAAAAGGUCUGUCUGUGGCUGGAUGCUCAUGCAAUCUAAAAGUUUAUAAUGUUCUGAUUGGCACUUGCUGUUUAAAAACACUAUCUGGUAUGUGAUAUAGUUUCUUGAGUAUGGACGGAUUGCUUCCUGUGACAUUCUUUUAGACAUUUGCCUGACCUCCAGAUGUUAUAUUUUAUUUUACUCCCUGAGAAAUUAAACUCUGAAAAUGGGCUUGAGUAUGGCAGUGUUACUAUUUUGGGACAUGAGUUCAAUAGCAUAUACGUCAAAUGGCAACUAUGGGAAUUGGCCCCAAGACGAACUCUUGCUGUGCUUGAUGUUGCUGUUCUCAGCAAGACAGGCAAGUUGCAAGACCAUUAGUGUCUUUGGACAAGACUCUGUGUCAAUAAGAAGGAACUUAUUUCUUAAAGACUGCUAAUAACUCGUUCUUGCGUAAAUUAAAUGGUUCAAAAGAAACAAAUGAAUAUAAAUAUUAUUUGGAGGUAAGAAACAGUUCCUCUGUUGUUUUUGUGCCACCUAGAAUGCAGUGUUGUCUAAUUCCUCAAUUUAAGUUGGUUCUUAAUCUUGGGAUUCCAAUAGCUGUGCUUAGCAGGAGGUCACAACUAUGGCUACAGCUUAUUAACUUUAGUCAUUCAAUAUGGACAUUGGUUUGUGAUAAUGCAACUUUAUACAUGUUCUGAUUGAGAUUUCAACACAGACAAUAAAGACAAUAAAGUUAUCAAUUUAGGUUUGGGCUAAUAUAACAUUGCACAAUAGGUUGCACUUUGCACACUUUUGUUAUGUUAUACCGUUUGAAUACCUCAGUUUGAAUACAGUUUGAAUACCUCUAAUAUAAAAAAAAUGAACAUGGUGUAACACUGGAAGGGAUGUAGCUUGCAAUGUACAUCAUUUUGUAGUAGUAUGUCACAAACAUUCCUUUUUUUUGUCUGUUCAUCCCCUUUCUGUUCUCCACCAAUUUCAUGUAAGAACACAUACAGAUAUAAUCAAUAGAAAACAUCACAAAUAAUUUUGUAAGGCAAUGACCAUAUUUCACCAUUCUACAGUGCAUUUUUUUCCAUUUAAGGGGCUUCAAAAACAGGGUGAAUCUUAGAUUCAAUGAUGCCUUAUAUUUGGCUUUUUUAAUCAGUAUUUUUCUAAGCGCCGAUUCCUGCUUCCGCUGUUCCCAAUGGGAUCAUAGACUUCUGCAGAAAGAUGACUUGCCUGUUUCUUCAGGCACCGACCUCACUGCACAGGAAAAAAUUGCACCACAAAGACACAUUGAAAUAAACAAAAAAGAUAUUGUGCGUGCUGAAGAAAUCCUAGAAGAACUUAUUUCCCCCUAAAACUGGAGCUUCGAAAAUGGGGUGUGCCUUAUAUUCAAUGCUGUCUUAGAUUCAGUGAAAUACAAGUCUUAAUAUUUUACUCUGGCAAUUGGUGUAAUGGUACCUGUAUGUUUAUCCUGGCGCCUUGGCACACUGCUUUAUGGUUUGAAUAUACAGUAGAGUCUCGGUUACCCAACGUAAAUGGGCCGGCAGAAUGUUGGAUAAGCGAAUAUGUUGGAUAAUAAGGAGAAAUUAAGGAAAAGCCUAUUAAACAUCAAAUUAGAUUAUGAUUUUACAAAUUAAGCACCAAAACAUUAUGUUAUACAACAAAUUUGACAGAAAAAGUAGUUCAAUACACAGUAAUGCUAUGUAGUAAUUACUGUAUUUACGAAUUUAGCACCAAAAUAUCACUAUGUAUUGAAAACAUUGACUACAAAAAUGUGUUGGAUAAGCGAGUGUUGGAUAAGUGAGACUCUACUGUAGUACUGAAGGUUUCUUACAUCAGCUUUUGCUGCUGCUGAAGACAAUACAUUUGCUGUUUGUGAAAGGGUCAGUUUUAUGGACGAGAUCAGGCAAGGACAACUGUGAAGGCAAUAGCAGCCCAAUUUCUGUCCUGGGACCCUCCAAUAGUUGCAUGAACUGCCAAAAUACCACAAAAUGUAAAGAAAGCCCAAACCACAUGUGUAUUUGAUGUGUAUUUCUGGUUCUAAACAGUACAACCCAUAUGUGCAGGGAGACUGUUCCAAGACACACACACACACACAUACACCCCGGUUAGCUGAAAUCAUGAAUAAUGAAUCCUAUAUUUUAACUGUACUUGGUCUGGAAAGAUGGAGGGCACUGAUAGGCUCAUGAAAUCUUGGAUAUUGAAAAGGUGGUUAUACUGUAGUAUUAUUAGCUGCAACUUGUUUUAAAAGUGAAUUGCCACUCUAGAUUGCUUCUAAGAUGCAGUUCAUCUCUUCCUUAGUUGACCAGAAGAAGAGAGAGCUUGAGAAAUUUGGAAAAUAUAAAAACAUGGCUUGGAUGGAGGAAGAUAAGAUCACGUUUCUCUUAAGGCUACAGUUAACAUAAAUGAUGCUACUAUCCAUAAAAGGGGUGUUCCUUGUGCUUAAAAAUGUUGAAACCUGGACUUCACUUGGUAUAGAAAUAGUCUCCUAUCUGAACUUUCCUUUUAAGCGUUUCUUACCUGUCUGCACAUAUCCAUGUCUUUGAGUCAAAAACAGUGCACAGUGAAAACAACAUGGAGGUAAUUUUAAGUAUCUAUAAAUAAAAAAAUCAAGGAAAAUACUAAAUGAAUCCCCUCUGUUGCGCUCUCUCUUUCUUAUUAAGAGUAAAUUCAUUGGUGUAUCCUAACAGUUGGUAAAUAUAUUCCAAAUGUAUAUUAGCCCACAAAUUCACUCACACAUAUAUGCAUUGCUGUUUCCUCUCAAAACAACCAAGAUGCGACUAGCUAGGAAUUUGUGUUUUGUGGUUCGCUGGGCUCUCAAUAUUAAAAACCCUUUAAAAAGUGUUAGAUGCCUGGGAUAAAGGGGUAACACUGAUUUAAUCAGAAACUACAUCAAAGUAUUCAGAAUACUUGUGCACUUAUCAGUAAGAAUGCCUUUUCUAGGUGGUGGAUUUUGUUACAAAAUAAUGGAACUUUUGAACUGGGAAUUGUGGUACAAUUCUCAGUUCAAUUUUCAGAAACAAAAUUGAGAAAGACAGAACUGCUGGAUAUAAGAAAAGAAUUCAUGUGAUGAAUUGUAUGGAGAGGAUGGCAUGGUUUAAAGCCAUAUUGUAAAUUAAUGGUUGUCUUGACUUAGAUCAGUGGUUCUAAAUCUGUGGGUCCCCAGGUGUUUUGGCCCACAACUCCCAGAAAUCCCAGCCAGUUGCCAGCUGUUAGGAUUUCUGGGAGUUGAAAGCCAAAACAUCUGGGGACCCACAGGUUGAGAACUAUUGACUAAGAUUUAAAAGGAGGCCUGAGGUCUGGAAAACCAAACUAUUAAAUCUAUUAAAGCUGCAUGCCUUAUAUACAAUUUAUAAUCAUCCAAGCAAGGGAAGAAAGUAUGAGCAGAAUGUUGCAUGCAGAUGAUCCUGGGAGAACCAUACAGAGAUGUGGUGUGAGGAGAUUUCCCAGGUUUCCAUUUUCUUUUCAGUUGGAAGAUCAAUGAUUGGCAAUAACAAAGUUGCCCUUUUGUAUGUCUCCUACUGUCCCAAUUGAGAAGGAAGGUGAUUCAGGGAAUCUCAAUGACUGUUCAGUAAUCAGAGAUAACAGCAGGAUUUUCUGAGCGUUUGGAAUAGUUCUGGGAAUGAACAUUGGCCUCCAGGACCACAAAGGUAUUCUUCUCAUUAAAGCCAAAUAUGUUCUAUUAGAAGCUAUCACUUAUUUGUCAGCUGAUUCCCAAAUUAGGCCAUGUUUGUUUGACUUGGUGGACAGUGUGUUCACAUGUGUACAAUUACGAAAUAUUUCCCAGUCUAAAUGUUCCAUAUAAUUUAAAAACAAGCCUUUGGGAAUGAGAGGUUUUGUCCCAGGCUGCUCUGUGCAGUUUUAUGUUUCCAUUGUAGAAAGGUUCUACCAUAGAAAACCACUGAAAAUGUUGCCGAACUACUUGCAUUAUGAAAUUAUAUAGUCAAUUCCACAUUUUCAUUGCAUAGCAUGUUUAAAUUGAUCUUAAAUUCUUCCAAAUACAUCUCCACUCUGAUAUAAACCCUAAUGAGUUAGGGUAUAUGAGAUUAGUAUUUUGUCAUAUAAUAGUUCUAAUCAGUUCCCUUUCAGGAACAUCCCUGCAAAAGAAUUUCCAAAAUGAUUUAGAAACUUUAAGAGGUUUUGUUUAUAUUUAAAAAUAACAGAUUCUGUAAUAAAUCUAUUGCUCCCAGUUAAUUCUAAAGACCUUUUAGCUGAGAAAAGUGUGUAUGAGAAAAAAAUUGUAAUAUUCAAGACUAUAUUCCCAUGAAUAAAUAUGAUUUCCACUAAGCAUAAGUCUGAUAACAUUUAAAUGCACUGCUUAUGCUUCUGGUGGGUUUGACUUUAUGUAAGCCACCCACAUAGUCAUCUGGCUUUUGGUACUAAUCUUGUUUUUUUAUUAUUGAAGCUGGUGCAGAAAUACACAGCACUAAGUUAAAUGCACCGGUAGUGCCCAUGACUGCAGAUUUUAUUAUUAUUUCUAGCUUCUAAUGUCUAGUUAAUAAAAUCUAAUACAAAAAAAGACUUUGAAACAUGUAUUUUGAUUAGAAAAAUAAGGACUUUAAUACUGAAUUUGGACUAAACCAUUGUGUGGGUGUGCAUGUGAGUGUUGAGGUGUUAUUAUGUGCAAAGUAAUCGGAUUGCAUAUUAAAGCUGCUGUCUCUACUGAGCCUUAAUAAAAAACAACACCAGCAAAAUACUGUUCUAAAUACUUGGGCAGAAGGUCUGCUGAAAUCUGUCCAGGUGCCAAAUGAUAGUAAAAGUCUCUUAGUUAAGCUAUAGUCAACCAGGUCUGACCGCACAAAUACUUGAAUAUGUUACCAUUCCUUAUGUAACCAAGACCAGUAUGUGUGUCUGGAUAACUGCAAACCCACCCUGCUAAGUAAAAGGAUCAUGGUAGUGUAUGACCCUGCCUAAAAUGAUAUAUUGGGAUAGUUUUGAAAGGCAGGAGGUUGCAAGGUCAUGGCAUAGUGCUGCUACUUUUUCUGGUUAACCUUGCAGUAGACAAAUUAAUUUGAAAUGCAGAAAAGAUUUUGAGAUUAUCUUGCAUUGGAUGGUACUGAAAGAACAGGCUGGAAAAUAUUUGUGCAUAUGUUUAAUAAGGAAAGAAAUCUGAAUGGGACAUGUUGCAUUUGAACAUCAGACUUCAGGUUCAGACUGUCUUUUAACAACAUCUAGAAUGCGCUUUUGUGUAUCUUAAUGCCGUAUUUUAGCUCUGCACCUUUUACAUCUACGUAUUUGUGUUUAAAUUCAGUUUACUGUCUUUUCAUAAGGUAACUCUCCCUCCCCCCCCCCCCCCCCCCCGUAAUUUCAAUAAUGGUUUGGUUUUUCCUUUUAAAAACUUUGCCAAUGUCCAAUUUAUAUGAAUUACUAUAGUGCAGUGAUGAUCAGAGAAUGACAAUUACUUCUUUUUCCUGAGAAGCUGUGCGUGCCCUGGUAUCUGUGCUAUGGCGUUUCCCUCAAAAUCCCUUGGAUGUUAAGAAUUCUGAGCAGAAAGGAAGAUCAUUGCUUUUUUUAAUUAAAAAAAUAGUGCUCUUCAAAUUGACACAUAAAGGUUUUAAUUUAGUGCUGCCAAUCAAUAAAUGCAUCCAUAUUUAACAUGAA
Messenger RNA from Anolis carolinensis (green anole), 11922 nucleotides. RefSeq names its product nudix hydrolase 3 (gene nudt3). Gene Ontology annotation, cellular component: cytoplasm; nucleus. Gene Ontology annotation, biological process: diphosphoinositol polyphosphate metabolic process; diadenosine hexaphosphate catabolic process; diadenosine pentaphosphate catabolic process. The coding region runs from base 456 to 968 and encodes 170 amino acids. Gene Ontology annotation, molecular function: diphosphoinositol-polyphosphate diphosphatase activity; bis(5'-adenosyl)-hexaphosphatase activity; endopolyphosphatase activity. The transcript has 5 exons. NCBI's taxonomy places the organism in Eukaryota, Metazoa, Chordata, Lepidosauria, Squamata, Anolidae. The record is from RefSeq and is a predicted model, not a curated record.